Messenger RNA from Rotaria sordida, 377 nucleotides. The record is from the annotation of a GenBank genome assembly. Lineage: Eukaryota; Metazoa; Rotifera; Eurotatoria; Philodinida; Philodinidae.
AUGUGUCAUCAAAAAAAAAAUCGAGGUGAAGAUGGAGAUCAAGAUGCAAUGGAAACGGAAAAUGGAACUACUGAAACGAUUAGAAGUCAUUUUAUGGCUAAUAAAAGUUGUCGAUUAACUGAUGAUUCAUAUCAUUUACAAAAGAAUGGUUAUGAAGAAAUACAUGUACCUGCUUUGAAACCAUCAGUACUUGAUCCUGAAGAGGUAAAUUUCAAAUAGUUUUAUUGUAUCUUUUUCUUAAACAAAAAACAUUUUGCUGGUGAAAAUUUUAGUAUAAGAGAAAUAUGAAUGUUGGAGAGUAGAGAUGUAUAAGGCAGAAUAAGAGCAUAAAAAGUUUUCGUAGUCAAAAGUACUUUAAUCCGAGAUAGCGAAAACUU